This is a messenger RNA of Trichomycterus rosablanca, 1728 nucleotides long. RefSeq names its product eukaryotic translation initiation factor 2, subunit 3 gamma (gene eif2s3). Gene Ontology annotation, cellular component: cytosol; eukaryotic translation initiation factor 2 complex. NCBI's taxonomy places the organism in Eukaryota, Metazoa, Chordata, Actinopteri, Siluriformes, Trichomycteridae. The record is from RefSeq and is a predicted model, not a curated record. The transcript has 12 exons. Gene Ontology annotation, molecular function: translation initiation factor activity; GTP binding; GTPase activity. Bases 33 to 1451 code for a protein of 472 amino acids. Gene Ontology annotation, biological process: formation of translation preinitiation complex.
CGAGGACAGAGCGGAUUCUCUUUUCCUGUAAGAUGGCGGGUGAUGAGAGUGGGGUAACGCUGGGGCAGCCGCACCUGGCUAAACAAGACCUCAACACACUAGACGUGAGCACACUGACUCCACUCUCACAGGAGAUCAUCAGCAGACAAGCCACCAUUAAUAUAGGAACCAUCGGCCACGUAGCUCACGGCAAGUCCACGGUGGUCAAGGCCAUUUCUGGCGUGCACACUGUCCGAUUCAAGAAUGAGCUGGAGAGAAACAUCACCAUCAAGCUGGGUUAUGCUAAUGCCAAGGUGUAUAAGCUGGAUGACCCGAGUUGCCCUCGGCCCGAGUGUUACAGGUCGUGUGGCAGCGGCACCCCUGAUGAGUUCCCCACAGACAUUCCUGGCACAAAAGGAAACUUCAAACUAGUCCGACAUGUGUCGUUUGUCGAUUGCCCGGGCCACGACAUUCUGAUGGCCACCAUGCUGAACGGUGCGGCCGUCAUGGAUGCCGCGCUCCUUCUGAUCGCCGGUAACGAAUCGUGCCCCCAGCCUCAGACCUCGGAGCAUCUGGCUGCCAUCGAGAUCAUGAAGCUGAAACACAUCCUGAUCCUGCAGAACAAAAUCGACCUGGUGAAGGAGAGCCAGGCCAAGGAGCAGUACGAGCAGAUCCUGGCCUUCGUGCAGGGCACGGUUGCAGAAGGAGCUCCCAUCAUCCCAAUCUCGGCCCAGCUGAAGUACAACAUCGAGGUGGUGUGCGAGUACAUCGAUAAGAAGAUCCCCGUGCCUGUUCGGGACUUCACCUCUGAACCCAGACUCAUCGUAAUUAGAUCGUUUGAUGUGAACAAACCCGGCUGUGAGGUGGACGAUCUGAAGGGAGGUGUAGCUGGAGGCAGUAUUCUGAAAGGAGUCUUAAAGGUGGGACAGGAGAUCGAGGUCAGACCCGGUAUCGUUUCCAAGGAUCAUGAAGGGAAGCUCAUGUGCAAACCCAUUUUCUCCAAGAUCGUCUCGCUGUUCGCCGAGCACAACGACCUUCAGUACGCCGCACCCGGAGGCCUUAUUGGUGUGGGCACCAAAAUUGACCCGACGCUGUGCAGGGCGGACCGUAUGGUCGGUCAGGUUUUGGGCGCGGUGGGUGCUCUGCCUGAGAUCUUCACCGAGCUGGAGAUCUCAUACUUUCUGUUAAGGAGGCUCCUGGGGGUCCGCACAGAGGGCGACAAGAAGGCAGCGAAGGUCCAGAAACUUUCUAAAAACGAAGUGUUGAUGGUCAACAUCGGCUCUUUGUCGACGGGAGGACGCGUGAGUGCAGUAAAAGCCGAUUUGGCCAAGAUCGUGCUCACCAACCCCGUGUGCACCGAGGUGGGAGAGAAGAUCGCUCUGAGUCGCCGAGUGGAGAAACAUUGGCGUCUGAUCGGCUGGGGUCAGAUCAGGAGAGGAGUGACCAUCACGCCCACAGUGGACGACGACUGAGAUGGGAUUUUACAGCUGGAAUAAAUAAAGGCUUGUGCUGUCGUAUUAUAUGGCAAAAAAAAGAAAAUAUCAACUCAUUUUUCACACCGGUGCGGAGGUCAGAGCUGCACAGCGUCGGGUCGGCACCUCAGCACCUGUAUUUUAAAAUGUGCACCAACCCCAGUAGCAGGACUGGUUUCAUUUACACUGCGAUACAGGAUGAAAUCUGUAUUUUCUGGGUUUGGCUGAACAGUUGUCGACAUUUCUGUGAUGACUAAUAAAACAGUUUGGAUCAAAA